Messenger RNA from Aureobasidium melanogenum CBS 110374, 456 nucleotides. Its product is annotated as DUF221-domain-containing protein. Gene Ontology annotation, molecular function: calcium-activated cation channel activity. The annotation marks the transcript as partial. The record is from RefSeq and is a predicted model, not a curated record. Lineage: Eukaryota; Fungi; Ascomycota; Dothideomycetes; Dothideales; Saccotheciaceae. The transcript has a single exon. Gene Ontology annotation, cellular component: plasma membrane.
AUGGAAGACUUGACACAAAACAUCUCAUGGCUCUACUGGGUGAACCGAAUACCUCCUCGCGCGUUGGCAUACCUCCAAGGCGCUGUACCUCAACUGCUUGUCGCUGCGGUGGUAGCGCUUGUUCCGUCGCUUCUGCGAUAUCUUUCCUCUUGGCACUGUCAUGUCACUCAUGCUCAGGCAGAGAUAGCGUACUAUAGAUACUACUCGGCCUUCCUCUUCUUACAAGCUUUCUUGCUAGUGUCAAUCUCGUCGAGUUUGAUGGUCACAUUGUCUGAAGUCCUGAACAAGCCAUCUGCAAUACCCAGAGUGCUGGCCUUGAAUCUCCCCAAAGCCGGUAACUAUUUCAUCUCUUUCUUGACUUUACAGGGAUUUUCGCUUUUCGCAGACAUGAUUGCGCAAUGGGCUUAUCUUCUCAAGAAAACAUUCAAGAGCCGUUUCUUGAGCUCGACGCCCCGU